GACUGAUCGUUCAAAUAUUUGGAUUGACAUUUUUUUAGUCAAUAAAAGAACAAUAAUAAUAGUAGUAAUAACAAAGUGAUAAUAAUAAUUAUUGUGUUUUAGUGUAAAAAGUUGAAAAUUAGUUACUAACUUCAUUCUUUCAAAACUCGUUCAGCCAACAGCUACUGCCUUGUACGUUUUGAGCAAUCAUAAAUUGAAUGGACUCUAGUAUUAUUACGGGGUUUGUCUGUGAUUUCGUGUACGUCUACAAUAGUUGUGAUAAUUGAUAAGUGGGUUUACAAGUUUCUCACAAACCUCAUUUUUUUUGUAUUUACUAUUCGAUCAAAUACUACAUGGAUCGCAUCGUGGAAGAGGACAGUUCAGAACAGAUUGCAGCAACUUUUUUGAGGAAAAGGUUCCUCGAAGUUCUUUCAAAAAUAACUGGUAAGGAAGUAGGUAAAUACCGUCAGGUUAAUUUAGUUGUAUUAUUCAAAAUAAAAAUCGUGAUUAAGCAAUAUAGAUAUUGAAAAAAAUUUAAGUAAAAGAGUUUGAUUAGUAACAAAAAUAAAAAUUAAUAAGUCUUUAAUUAGUUAAUUAAUAAGUUUUUUUACUUCACUAUCUUAAGUAUUUUUUAUUUUGGUUUUUAUCUUCUUCGAUGUCUAUAACCUAAUUCUAAUAUUUUGUUGGACUUAAUUUUUGAAGUUAGAUCAAGAUGUAUCGUUUAUUAAUUAUUAACCUGAAUCAUUAUUAUGCAAUUUUCAAGCUUACGUUAAUUAUGUUUGAAAACAAUUUAUCUAAUAUUGACAUUAAGACAAUAGUUAAAUAUUUAUGAACAAAAAUAACUAAAUGUUGUAGACUAGAGUCCAAUUCACACUUGUAUAGCAUGACAUUCAAAAUUUCAUCUAGUUCACAUAUGACAGACAUACACUUACGUACAUUAUUUAAAAGCAAUAUUAGUUUGACUACAAUUUUUAUUUUGAAUUUUAACUCUUUUUCGAGGUAAGUUAUACUUAGUCAACAUUUUCAAAAAGUUAUUAUUUUUUAAUCAAUCUGAUAUAUAUUAAUUUAUUUUUUAAUUUAAUUUUAUUCAUAUAAAUAAAAAUAUGUAUAUCUAUUUCAAUUAAGUUGAUUCUGACAGACCAACAACACAUUCAAACAAGGAAUGUUUUGUUGUUUUUGAACAGUGCUGUCCACAUUAGUGUGUAUAACCGUAUACAAUUAUGUAGGUAUAAUAAUUUGUUGUGCCGUGUUUUUUCGUGUAGUACCAGUGUGAAUCAGGCUUUAAGCUUGAAAUACCAAACAGAUACUAUUUUCUUAUACUUUGAAGAAAACAACAUGUUUAACUUAACCCAACAUUAUUUAAAUUAUAGAUGGUUUAUAAAUAUAGACAUCAUUUAUAUAUUCAAUAUUGAAUAAACAAUUUAAAACUAACUAAUAUGUAAUAUGCUUAGAUAUAAAGUAUAUAUAUAUACAUUUUAUUAAAAUGUUUUAGUUUUUUUUAUCGUUAUUUAUUUGAUAAUUCAUUCUCAACAAAAAUGUAAUACUAAUAUUUUAAUAAAUAUAUAAUAUAUAAUAAAAUAAAAUAAACCAAUUAAUAUUCAAUGUUUGUUUUUUUAGAUAGAAAGUGUACAAUUAUUUUAUAUGAUAAUUCUACGGUGACAGCUUUAUUAGGUGCUUCAACUGGUUUAUACAAUUAUAUUGGUGUUGUUGAUUUGCAUACUCCAAUAGGAGUAAUUUUAAACGCUCAGAUCAGAACAAAAGAUAUUCAAAGUCUUCAAGUAGAAAUUGGUAAAUAACUGAUGAAUAUUGUGAUUACUUAAUGUAUCUUUCCAACAUUUUAUUUUAACUAAUUAUGUUGGUAUUUCAGAUUCAAAUUCUGACGAAGAUGUCUGAUAUUGAAUUGUUUAUGUCAAUUGGAUUUUCUGAAACUAAAACCAAAGAAACAUUAAAAAAUAAAAAUUUAACCACUAGUUUGAAGACAGUCAUAAAUGAAUUUUUAAAAACUAAUAAACCAUUGUCCAAUUAUGGAUCAUUAUUGUACCACUUGGCUUCUAAGUUAAAAAAUCAUGAUUCUAAGCACAUAUGUCUCAUUGUUAAAUAUAUAUCUGAAAAUAAAUUAGAUACAACCCAAAGAAUUGACUGCGGUUUGGAGUUUUUGCGUUCUUCGAUUUCUGAAAAUAUAAAUAUAACAGAGUUUGAAAAUGUGUGUGGUGUUGGAAUUAUUGUUACUCCAGAGGAAAUAAAGCAAACCGUUGAGUCUUUUAUCGCCCAAAACAAAAAAGAAAUUGAAGAGAAAAGAUAUAAAUUUAAUAUUGGAGGUCUUAUGCAAGAAGUUAGAAAAAAAUUGUUGUGGGCUGAUGGAAAGGCAAUAAAAAAUGAAGUAGAUAAUCAAAUCUUAACUAUUUUAGGUGCUAAAACUGAAGCUGAUUUAGCACCUAUUCAAAAGCAAAAAAAAGUUAAAGAAAUCAAAUCUGUAGAAAAGAAACCCUUUGCUUAUGUACCAAUGUCCAUUGAAGAAGUAAUGAGUAAAGUGGAUUUUCAUAAACCAGGAGAUAAUUUUAAAACUGAUGGUUAUGUUAUUACAAAAAACACAGAAAAAUUAUUAGCCAAACAUCUUAAAGAAACAGACGGUAAAGUGAUUACUAGAUUCCCUCCAGAACCUAAUGGCAUUUUACAUAUAGGUCAUGCAAAGGCCAUCAAUAUUAAUUUUGGGUUUGCUAAAAAUUCCAAUGGAGAAUGUAUUUUAAGGUAAACUUACUAGUGCCACAAAGUUUAACAUUUUUAUUAAUGAACUUAUUUUAUUAUAAUUAUAGGUAUGAUGACACAAAUCCAGAAAAAGAAGAAGAAAAAUAUUUUACUGGUAUCAAAGAAAUGGUAGAAUGGUUAGGUUAUCAACCACAUAGGAUCACUCAUUCUUCGGACUACUUUGAUGAACUAUACAAUUUGGCCAUUCAGUUGACAAAAAACGGAUUAGCAUAUGUCUGUCACCAAAAACAACAAGACAUUAAAGGAUUUAAUCCACCACCAUCGCCAUGGCGUAAUCGUUCAAUAGAGGAUAAUUUACACUUGCUUGAUUUGAUGAAAAAAGGAGUGUUUAAUGAGGGAGAAGCCACAUUAAGAAUGAAAGUUACACUCGAAGAAGGUAAACAAGAUCCAGUUGCUUAUCGCAUCAAAUUUUUACCACAUCAUCGCACUGGAAAUAAAUGGUGCAUUUAUCCUACUUAUGAUUAUACCCAUUGUCUUUGUGAUUCGUUAGAAAAUAUUACUCAUUCUCUUUGCACUAAAGAAUUUCAAAAUCGAAGAUCUACUUAUUACUGGUUAUGUAAUUCUUUGGAUCUUUAUUGUCCAGUCCAAUGGGAAUAUGGUCGUCUUAAUAUGAAUUAUACAGUUGUAUCGAAAAGAAAAAUUGUUAAAUUAAUUGAAAACAAAAUUGUUAGAGAUUGGGAUGACCCAAGGUUGUUCACAUUAACUGCAUUACGGAGGAGAGGUUUUCCUGCCAAAUCUAUUAAUUCGUUUUGUGCUCGUAUGGGCAUUACUGGAGCUCAGGUUAUUGUGGAUCCUCAAAUGCUUGAAUCUGAAGUUCAAGAUUAUCUAAAUCUUACAGCACAAAGAACUAUGGUAACUCUAGAACCUUUGAAAAUUGUAAUUACUAAUUUUGAGGAAUUAAAUAAGCAAAAGUUAUUAAGUGUCCCUGAUUUUCCUAGUGAUCCUGAUAAAGGCUGGCAUGAUGUUAAUUUUUCUUCAGUACUAUAUAUUGAAUCAAAUGAUUUUAGUCAGAAUCCAGAUAAAGAUUACCGGCGUCUAACUGUAGAUCAAUCUGUUGGUUUAAGAUAUGCCGGGAUUGUGAUUAAAGUGGUAGAGGUGAAAACGGCUGGAACUGUAAUAGAAGAAAUUCGUGUUGAGGCAUUCGAUGUUAAAACUGCACCAAAACCAAAAGCAUUUAUUCAUUGGGUUUCUAAUCCAAUAGAAAUUCAAGUGAGAUUAUAUGAACGAUUAUUUAUACAUAAAAAUCCUGAAGACACCGAACAAGUACCUAAUGGUUAUCUUAGUGACAUUAAUCCAGAUUCAUUGAAAAUAGUCAAAGCUUAUGCAGAUGAGUACAUAUCAAAUUCACCUGUAUUAAAAAAUUAUCAAUUUGAAAGGUUGGGGUAUUUCUGUGUAGAUUCUGACACAAAUGAUACUGAAUUAGUGUUUAAUAGAACAAUAACAUUAAAAGAUGGUUCUGCAAAAUAAUUUGAAUUAUAUUGAUAUAUUUUCUAAUAAAAUAUAUCAUACAUUUAUUAUUUUUGGCUAAAUAAUUUAAUAUAAACAUCCAACAUACAGUAUGUUUAAUUAAUGAUUAAUAGAGAAUGAUAUUUUGAAAUAAAUAUUUUACAUAUUAUAUUAAAAUGGUAAACUAUUUAAUUUAUUUUUUCUAAUUGAGAAACUAACCUUAAUUUAAAAGUUGUAAUAAUAUACAAUUAUUAUUUUGUUCAAUAUUUCUGUACCAUAGUUUUAUUAAACUUAAAUAAAUUUAAUCAAAAAGUCCAGUGAUUGUAGUGAAGUUGUACAUGUUUUGAGUGCUUAUAUAACUUGAAGUGAAAACAUAAAGUAUGUCUGUUCACUUUGUUAUCUAAAAAUUGUAACUUAACAGGUGGCUAGUACAUUUCAUAGUUUCUUGAAAAGUAGUGAAAUGUUUUGUGUUUGCAUAUAACAGUAAAUAAAAACUUGAUAAUAUAAAAUUA
Messenger RNA from Cinara cedri, 4703 nucleotides. NCBI's taxonomy places the organism in Eukaryota, Metazoa, Arthropoda, Insecta, Hemiptera, Aphididae. The record is from the annotation of a GenBank genome assembly.